Musa acuminata subsp. malaccensis (wild Malaysian banana) is the source of this 2330-nucleotide messenger RNA. The record is from RefSeq and is a predicted model, not a curated record. Lineage: Eukaryota; Viridiplantae; Streptophyta; Magnoliopsida; Zingiberales; Musaceae.
GUGGUUCCUUUACCCCCCGCCCCCCCAACCUUUUCCUUCUGCUCAUUUCCUCCGCCAUUUCCUCCUCCUCCGUGGUGAUUCCUAGGAUUCUUCUUCGGCGCCUCGAUCGCGGCGUCUCGAGCGACCGGGGAGAUCGGUGUUCUAGGAAGAGAGGAUUUCUUGUUAGAUUUGGGGUCUGGUCGACGACUGUGGGAUUUUGCGGUGGAGGAGUGUAACGAGGUCCGCGGGUUCCCCAUCGCCUUGGUGGUCUUUGCCCCAGAUCUGUGGUUUCGGAGGAGAAUUAUCGCCAAAGGCGGCGCUCUUCUACCGUAGCGCUUACGGUGAAUCCGGAGGCGUAAAAGGGGUGCUUUACGCGCCUCCAGCGGGGGUCAAGGGACCAAGCACCUGCGGUUUCAAAAGUGGGACGGAGGCGAAGAGUGGGGAGCGUCGCUCGAGGCGCUUGUACUAGCGUGCCUCGUCACGAGAAGCAAAAAAAGUCAAAUUUGCAGAGGAGGGGGGCUUGUGUGAGGGUGCAUAUUUUUUGGGGCUGCUUCAGAAUUAACGCGAUAAUCUCGAGGGCUUGUACGAUUAUUUAAGCUGCUUUUGGGGCUUGAAAGUGCAGAGCCGGCUGUUCUUGUUGUUUUUGUCUGUAAAGUUGAGCGUUUACUAUGACUGCGGCUCCACCGAAUAGUUCAUCCACAAGACACGGUUCAGGGCCCAGUCAAGAUGUCUUGUACCCAGAACUAUGGAAAGCCUGUGCAGGACCUUUGGUUACUCUACCUCGUGAAGGAGAAAGGGUUUAUUACUUUCCUCAAGGUCAUAUGGAGCAGCUUGAAGCAUCAACAGAUCAAGAGCUUGACCAGCAAAUGCCCUUGUUUGAUCUGCCAUCAAAAAUCUUAUGCAGGGUAGUUUAUGUUCAACUUCAGGCCGAGCCUGAUACAGAUGAAGUAUAUGCACAUAUUACAUUGCAUCCUGAGAUAAAUCAAGGUGAAGUUACCAGCCCAGAUCCUCCACUGCCUGAGCCUAAAACUUGCAACGUCCGUUCCUUCUGCAAGACACUAACUGCAUCAGACACAAGCACUCAUGGGGGGUUCUCAGUGCUUAGGAAGCAUGCAGAUGAGUGCCUUCCUCCACUGGAUAUGACCCAGAAUCCACCAUCGCAAGAAUUGGUUGCCAAAGAUCUUCAUGAGAAUGAAUGGCGUUUCCGACACAUUUUUCGAGGACAGCCCAGGCGCCAUCUGCUCACAACUGGUUGGAGUGUCUUUGUUAGUUCUAAGCGGUUGGUAGCUGGUGAUGCAUUUAUCUUUCUAAGAGGUGAGAAUGAUGAGCUACGGGUCGGUGUGAGAAGGCUUAUGAGACAGCUAAAUAGCAUGCCAUCGUCAGUCAUAUCCAGUCAUAGCAUGCAUCUUGGAGUUCUGGCUACUGCAUCUCAUGCUCUUGCUACAGGGACUCUUUUUUCUGUUUUUUACAAGCCCAGGACAAGUAGAUCAGAGUUCAUCAUAAGUGUCAACAAGUAUCUUGAAGCCAAGAAUAACAAAUUUUCUGUUGGAAUGAGAUUUAAAAUGAGAUUUGAGGGUGACGAAGCCCCAGAACAAAGGUUUAGUGGUACUAUAAUUGGUGUAGACACCGCAUCAUCUCGUUGGAAAGAUUCAGAAUGGAGAUCCUUGAAGGUCCAAUGGGAUGAACCUUCAUCCAUCCCACGUCCAGACAGAGUUUCACCAUGGGAAUUGGAACCACUUCUUACAGGUACUCCAAACUCUCAACCAGUGCAGAGGAACAAGCGGACACGACCAUCGGCUUCGCCCACUAUAACAUCAGAUAUUACUCCAGCGUUUGGUUUAUGGAAAUCUCCUGCUGAGAGUACCAGGACAUUCUCAGUUUCUGGUUUGCAAAGAGGAACAAAACUACAUACAUCUUCCUGCCCUACAUCUCGGUUCUUAUCAGCAUCUAAGCCUGGCUUGAUUGAAUUUAAUGCAAGCAAUAAAUCAUCAGCUGCUAACAUCCCCAUGUGCCGGCCAAUCACGUCAGAACAUCAAACUGAUUCUUUUGGGGCAGAUAAAGAACAUAGUGAAAGGAAGCAAGAAACUAGUACAGGCUGCUGGCUGUUUGGGAUUCAGCUAGUUGAGAGUUCUGCGGUAGAGGAAAUAUCUCCACUGACUACCAUUUCUUGUGUUAGAGAUGAACAAACAGUGACAUCUUUAGAUGUAGAAUCAGAUCAGCAAUCUCAACCAUCAAAUGUUUUGCACACUGUGGUGAUUGUUAGGGAUGCGAACAAGUUGAGUUUUAGGGUUAAGUUUGCAAUGCAAUUCAUGAUGGAAAACAUGGGCCAUGUUUUUGAAAGUAUCUUCUGA